Messenger RNA from Tricharina praecox, 1513 nucleotides. RefSeq lists its product as uncharacterized. The transcript has a single exon. Lineage: Eukaryota; Fungi; Ascomycota; Pezizomycetes; Pezizales; Pyronemataceae. The record is from RefSeq and is a predicted model, not a curated record. The coding region runs from base 464 to 1291 and encodes 275 amino acids.
UGAUGGCUUUCCUUUAUCACUCCGCAGCUGUUUGCUUGACUGUGCUGUGAUUCGCCGAGUACACAAGCGAUCUAGCUGCACUAUCUUUUCCGCUCGUUCAGCUGGAUGCGUUCAAAAAAAACCUUCUUUUUGUCCUCGAAAUCCUUCACGUGGUCCUCCUUUCCUUUCUUCUAUUGUUAUCAUCAAGCAUCAUUCAUAUGACUCGAAUUCUCCAAGCUCUUCUCCAGCUCCAAAAGAGCUGUCUAGAAAGAUCGACUACCGAAGCUAUCGUGAUGCGCGGGGGACCAGCUUUGGUAAAGUUAGCAGGGAUCAUCUUCCCGAAGAGAACGAUCCCCUGGCGACCCCUGUGUAACAUCCCCCACUACACACUAACACUAGACAGUAGCCUCACGCAACGCCAUCGAUGACACGUCUCCGCCGUCGCCGCGUCGCAUCCCCAGCUCUGAGUCAACCGCAGUGAACAAUGACCUCACAAGCCCCCAGCAACGCACACCUGAGCGACCCCUCGCUCCCGCCCUUCCUGGGCUCCACCUUCUCCGUCUCGUCAUACCUAAACGGCGUGCUCCCACCCCUUCAGCCGCCAACAACCCUAUCGACUCACCGCCCCGCCUCGGCCGUGCCGCUAUCCACCCUCUCCUCGCAGACUACAACGCUCCUCUCCACGCUCGACUACCAGACCCAGCGGUUACUCACAACCCUCACCGCGCUCACCGACGAGAUCCUACGGCUAGCGCCGCGGCUGGCGUAUUCCAUCGACCUACUACGCUCUGACGUCGCCUCGCUGGGCGAGGAGCUGCAGGGCCAUGCUACGACGGUGGUAGAGGGCGCCGGACAGAAGCCCGGUGGGUUGGAGAGGCUCAAGAUGUUGGCUACUGUGCGGGAGCGCGUAGAAGAGGUUGUGAGAGUCUUUGGGGAGGCGAUGGAUUGGCGGAUUGAUGGGGAUGGUGCGGAGGAGGGAGGGGAAGCGGGGAAGAAGCGUGGCAGCGGUGGGAAGGAUCUAGCGGGCGAGGUGGUGUUUCUUCUUGCUUCGGGGGAUUUGGAGGCGGCAAGGGAGAAGGUACAGGCUCUGAGAGUAUUGGCCGGCGUGUUCGAAGGGACGGUCGAGGGGCCGGCGCGGACCGCGGUGGUGGAGGCGUUAGAGCAGAGGGUUAGGGUGGAGAUGGAAAAGAGGGUCGAGAAGGCAACACCCAUGCCGGUGGAGAAAAAGGCCGAAGAGAAGAAAGAGACAACGACUGAGGGAGGGUAUUAUGGGCUGAUUGAGCAGCUGAAGGGGUUGCGCGGUAUGACUUGAGGCGAAUAUAUCCCUAACAGUUGAAGUGUAAUGCAAGCAAGCAAACAGUAUUCGAUAAACCAAUCGCCGUCGCAAUCAUGUACAGCAUGAACAUAAACUACAUCCAUAGACAAGAAGGAAAGAAGUACAAGAAGUAUUAGGUUACAAGAGUCAAGGGAAUCAAGAGAAACAAAAGAACCCGCCGUACAAACAAAACCCAAAGCAAUUGGCAAUUCCCACCAC